AUGACGUAUAUGAGAAGAAUGUUAACAGUCAAAACUAUGAUUGAUAAUAAAGAUAGCGAAAUUUGCCUUUUACUAUCGAUUUCAUUUACAUCUUGGCAUGUACAAUCAGCUGAAAAUGGAAAUUUUGAAGAUGCGGAUCGUGGCAGUGAUUUUGCAACUUCGAGCUUCGGUGAUGCAGAUGGGCAAUGGGAUUUACGACAUAGUAUACCUGGUGAACCGGAAAUCGAUUAUCCAAUUUACAGUGUAGCACCAAAAACUAGCUUUUCAUGUGAUAAUCGACAUGAAGGUUAUUAUGCUGAUGUUGAAACAAGAUGUCAAGUUUUUCGAAUUUGUACAAAUACAGAUCUAUCAGGAGAAGGUUUCGCGUUUCUCUGCCCCAAUGGAACACUUUUUAGUCAGAGAGAUUUUGUUUGUGAUUGGUAUCGAAAUGUUGAUUGUACUGAAAGUGAAAAUUUUUAUUUCAAAAAUGAAGGUAUUGGUACACCCGAUGAUAAAGAUGAAUUAAUGAAAGCAGUCAAAGAAAUGGUUGAAUUUCCAAUGAAAACAAUAACGAAAACUAUUCAGAAAACACCAAAAGGUUCUGCUCCAAGUGUAAAACCUACAAAAUCUUCAAUUAAUCAACAUCAUGACGUUCAUGAUAAUCGAAAUCAAGGUGCAUCUGGUAAAGAUAAAAAUAGAGUUACAAAUUCAAAUAAAGAUUUUACAAUUAAUGUGGAAAAUGAGAGCAAUGAAGAAAUUCAAGUAAAAUCAUCUAAGAAACAACAACAUCAUAAUCAAAAUCAACAUCAUCGUAAUAAUGGACAUCAUGGAAAUGGAGGACGUAAUAAUCAAAAUGGAAGACAGAAUAAUUCUGAAUCAAGAAAUAAAUUAAAAGGUUCAUCUUCAAAUUCUGGUAGAGAUCGAAUUGAAACAGAUGAAUCAGAUAAAUUUAUACCACCACGUGUAUACGUUAAUAGUUUAGGUGAAUUAUCAACUGAUCCUGGUGUUAAUUUUGAUCCAAGAACAUCAUAUGUUAUUGAACCAGAUCAGUCUAGCCGAAGAGGAAAAGUUAGAAAUCGUGAUCAAAAGAAAUCAUUAGAUGAUGUUUUAGGAGAUUCAGCAUCAGGCAAAAAUCACGUUGAAGUAGAACGUCGCGAAAAAUUAAAGCAAGGCUUACCAGGUACAGAUAGUAAACGUGUAAGAGUUUCUGGUAAAAUUAAAGCUUCCAUUAGUGGAGGAGUCGAUGACAAUGGAGAUAAUCACAGUGCUGUAGCUUCAAAAACAAAAUUAAGUUUUGCUGAACGUAUUAAUGCUGGUUUGAAUGGUUUUGAAAAUUCCGAUUCGUUAGAGUUAUCUGCCAAUGGAAAUACUUCAAAUAUACCAGAAUUUGUACGAAAUUUUAUUGAUAAGAAAACAAAUCGAAAGCAAAAUGAAUCGAAAAAACAACAGCCUGAAGAUGAUCAUGAUAAAUUUUUAAAUUUAGCUGAUAAUGUUAAUGGUGGCUUUUUAAGUAAUGAUCACUCUGGUUCUACUCAUACUCAUAUUCAUAAAGAAUACCAUUUAGAUAAGACUGUAAGUUACCAUGGCGAUAAUAGUAAUAGUAAUAAUAAUAAUAAUAAUAAUAACAAUCAGCGUAAACAGAAUCGUGGACCUAAAGUAUUUAACGGUGAAGAUAAUUUGAGUGAACCAAUACAUGAAUCGCAUAAAUCAUCACAAGUAGUUGUAACACCGAGACCACCAAAAGAAAGCUCAAUUUCAAGUUCAAUUAAUAAUAUUGCUCCUAAAUCUGGAGCGGCUACAACAAAUACACACACAAUUGCUACCAAUCUUAAUGUUGGACAAGCUUUCCAGGGCACAAAGUCUACAGACUCGUCAACAAAAAAACCAGUAGUUGAUGAAUACCGUUCUGGAAGACAAUUUCAAUUUUUCGGGUCAGGGUUUACUAAACCUGGUCAAACACCAGUUACUUUAGCACCAUUUAAUGGAAAUGGUGAUAAAGAUAGUAAAUAUUUACCACCAGCUCAUGUUCAACCAUUCAUUUCUCAAUUCAAUUCAAAUUCUAAUAAUAAAGUAGAAGAAGUUCGUAGUAGGGUAAGUAUAAAAGGACCUGGAGUUGUACCAUUACAUGGCUCUACACAACAAAAUGAAGCACAACAGUUUUCAUCGUCAAGGCAACCUAAACAUCAAAAUAUACCAAAUCGACAAGUUGUAAAAGGUCCAGGUAGAGUAAGUCUAGCAGCAUCUUUACCAGUUCAAAAUUUGAUUGUUUCGGAAGAGAAAAAUGACCAAGUUACAAAUGACAUAUCAAAAACACAAUCAAUAUCACAAAACGAAUCACUUGUACCAAGAAAGCCAAGUCCAUAUUAUUUACCACCUGCCAGAUUUUCAUCUCGUGUACAACAACCAGCUUCAAAUGUUCCAGAUUUAUUUUUAAUGGUUGGUGAUAUUAAUGCAGCCGAAGAAACAAAAUCAUCUAAUGAAGAUGUAACAGUAAAACGUCGCGCAGAAGCUUUACUUGUUCAAGGUGUACAACAAGCAUUUUUCGAGAAUGAAUACAAUGGAAAUGCUAUUGAUGAUUCGAAUCAACCUAAUAAAGCACCGGUUCUGGAUCCAUUAGUAAUUCAUGUUGAUGAGGAGGAACGGAAAGAUAGCGAUGUUACAAAUAUCGAAAAGUUAUUGGUUGGAAACAUACGAAAUUUUUUACGAACUGGAAUUGAAAACGAAAUAAAAUCCAGCGAACGUUUUGAAAAUACUACAAUUGACACUUUUGAUGCAGAGCAACAGAAUAAUGAUCAAUCAACAGUAGGAAUAUUCCCAUCUGAAACAACAAUAUCACCAAUAACAAAUCUUAUUACUGAACAAACAACUGUUUCAAAUGAUUUCAAUUUAAGUUCAGAUUCGACAACUGAAAGUGAUACAUUCAAUACGACGGAUAUUGUGCCAGUUCUAUCAACAACUAAUCCAGAUUUUGAAACAACAACUACAGCAUUGAUUACAACUGAAGGACCCACACAAAUAAGUUUAUCCAAUCGAACAACUACUGCAUCAAAAUUGAAAGGAAUAAGUUUAAGACGUUUAACAGUCAAGCCUAUUAAUUAUUCUAAAAAACCUUAUAGUUUACGUCAAUAUCCCAAAACAAGUACAACAGCAAAACCAAACAAGUUAACGAAUAAUAUUAAAAGGCGUCCUCUGAAUCGUUUGGCUUUAAAAGAUUUAGCAAAUAGUGAGACAACACCGGCUUCUAUAGAUAGUACUGCCAGUGGAAACAAUGAAACCGACACAGAUGAUUUACAAGCAAUCGCUAAUUCUUAUAGAGCAUAUCGUCCAACAACAACAUUAAGUAGAUUAAGAAUACAAAAUGAAACAGCUACAAAAUAUACUAGAAAUAAUCGUUAUCGUUCGUCAAAUUUGUUACGUAAUCGUAAUGCAGUAACAACAACAACAUCAGCACCUGCUAAUGUUACUACAACUAUUGGAACUAUAACAACAACUACUGUUUCAUCUGUCAAUUCUUCAAAUUCUACUUUUUCUUCUAUUUCUUCUAAUUCUAACAAUAAUCUAUCUAUCACAAAUCUAAUACCAUUUGACAUUUUAUCUAAAGCUAUACAUGGUAAUACAGAAUCCACAAAUUUACAGAAUUUCAAAAAUCGUUUCCACAAUUUACAAGAACAAGAACAAUCUCGCUUUAAUAUAAAUGAUACUCUAAGAGGAUUACAAAAAACAUACCAAACACAAUCACAUUUAUCACCCAAAGCCCUAUAUACACAAAUUCCCGGAACUAAUAUAAAAAUAUCGAAAUCAAAUGAAGAAGCUUCAUUUUCUUUUGAUCCAAAUACUGGACUAAGACCACAACCAGUUUCAGCUAGUCAUCAAACUGGAUAUGUCCCUCUAGAACAAUAUAUAACACAAACACUUAGUAAAACUCUAUCAUCACCAGAAUUUAUUGGAAAUGGCCAAUUAUCUAGACAAACAACAAUAAAUCCAUUGCAACAAAUUACAAUUCAUCCAACAAUAUCAACACAAUCACAAAAUAAUCAUAAUAUUUUUUCAUUUACAUCAUCACCAAUAUUACCGACAUUUAGACCAUCAAUUCAGGGUUCACAGAUUCGACAACAGCAACAACAAUCACAAUUAAAUUUAAAUAAUAGAGGAUUAUUUACAUCACCGUCAUCAUCAUCAUCAUCUAAGCUUGCAGGUUUUAUAAAUAACAUUCAACAACAUGAGCAACAGCAGCAACAACAACAACAACAACAACAAAAUCAACAGCAUUUUGUUCAUCAAUAUCAUAAUAUACCACCAACGAAUCCCACAACAUCAUCAUUUAGUUUUAAUCAAUUUGGAAGUCUUCCACCACAACCAAUUUUGUUAAGUUCAUCACCACAACCAAAGACUCAACAAAUAUAUGAACCGUUCGUUCAAGGAAAUGGAUAUUCACAAUAUCCAUUAGCCAUAUUUAAUGAAAUACCAAUAGCACAACGUCGUCUCGAUUUAUCAGAUGAUGAUGGUAAAACUGGAAAAUCACUUUAUUCAGGAGUUUCAUCAUAUCAUGUCCCAUUAGGUAGUAUUGGUAGAUUAUCAGGUGAUAUUGCAGCAACGAAACGUUUAAGGCGGAAUGCUCAAUUAAUUAGUUAG
Condylostylus longicornis is the source of this 4611-nucleotide messenger RNA. RefSeq lists its product as uncharacterized. Gene Ontology annotation, cellular component: extracellular region. Lineage: Eukaryota; Metazoa; Arthropoda; Insecta; Diptera; Dolichopodidae. The coding region runs from base 1 to 4611 and encodes 1536 amino acids. The transcript is spliced from 11 exons. Gene Ontology annotation, molecular function: chitin binding. The record is from RefSeq and is a predicted model, not a curated record.